AUGAUUUGGAUAAAAUGUCAAUGUUAUUAUGUUUUUAUAUUUUUCAAUCUAAUCCAUCUCAAUGCAUGUGCACGACCAACAUUCGACACGUUAUUUCAAGUAUCAAACGAUAAAAUUACAGAUCCACUUACUGGUUUACCAUUAUCUACAGAAACACACGAACAUAAAUUGAAUUUAACAAAGGCAAAGAUUUUGAAACAAGCGAAAGCUACACCGACUACGUCAUCAAAAUAUAUGAAUAUUGAUCAAGUUAAAUCUGUUUCAUUGAAUACAACAGCUAAGGUGAAUCAAACAUCCUGCAUUGCACUUAAUGCUAUUCGAUCUUUACAAUCUGUAAAAUGUAUGAGUAACAGCAUUGAAAUGACUUUUGACACUGCAGCUAACAGUGCUUAUGUAUAUCAACAAUGGAUUGAACGAAAAGUUUCAUUUAUUAAUGGUGGAAAAGAAUGGGAUUGUAUAAACUCAACAACAGGAGAACCCAUGAUAAUUAUGAGGAAACUUAAACCAAAUACAUUUAAAUUGAAAAAGAAUCUGAUAACUGUUAAUAUAACAAAUGAUACAGGCAUUACACCCAUUGUCUGUUUUGAAAGUUUAACAAUGCAUCUAACAUCAGAACAAGAAUACCCUACUCAACAAAACUCAACUGAAACGAGUACAAAUGAAACUGUGACAACUAAGUCUACAGCGAAAGAAUCUAUUGGGAAAGCAUCGUCAAGCAAUUUUCAGCCAACAUCACCAGCUCAAGAUAAUACUUUUACUGCAGGUGAUACGGCCAGAAUUUCAUGGCGACAAACCAGUUAUGACAGCUCUUAUAAUAAGUAUUUUAAAGUUAAAUUGAAACGUCAUCGACCAUUAUGGUUUGAUGCAGAAAUUCAGACUGCAACAUCAUGUAUGGAUAUAACAUCGGGUGUUUGUUUUGAUCGAAUACCAUCAAAUGAGGCUUUAAGUGCGAAUUUUUAUUAUGAAUUUAGUUGGUGUGGUUGGUGGCCAUUUGGAUGUUCAGUAGAUGGUCCAUACUUUCAAAUUCCUCCACGUCGUGUUGGCGGAUGGAAUUACAAUAGCUAUUAUGAUCGAGCGGAGAGUCAAAAACAAAUUUUUUAUAUGGAUUGUUCAUCAAAUUCAUCCAGUGUUAUUUCACGUUUAUGUGGCGAAGGUCGUCAAAUGUCAAUUGAUAUAGCGUGCACAAAUUGCUAUAUGAAAUAUGAUUAUAGCAUUUUUCGUUUGGAUCUUUUAUCAAGUGGUGGUCAACUUGGCAAAAUGAAUGUUACGUUGGUAUCAACAGCAACAGUAAAUUUGCAAUUAUUAUUUAUAUUUAAUUUUAUUUAUACUAAAUCAGGUGCAAUCUCAUUGGGAAAAUAUCCUAUAUAUGGUUAUGAAUUUACUGUAUUGGGCUAUUCAUUUGAUUUAGGAUUUACUCUUGAAAUUGAAUUGCCAUAUAAAAUUCAAUUAGAUGCACUCGGUCAAGUAUCUGCAGGCUUGAAAUAUACAUUAGAUACGAGUAUCCAAUUGAUUUCGUAUGGUUCUAGCAAACAACCUAGUGUUUCUUGGUCACUACAGAAAUAUUAUUAUCCAAUAGAAGCAGAGCUUAAGUCAAAACUUACAGUGGAUGUUGGUAUAAGGCCAACAUUAAGAGUUGGCGCUGUAAUAUUUUCAGUUGGUGUAACAACUGAAGGUUUUCUAAGCUUUCAAAACGAAUUUCAAUAUCCACCAUUUUCUGCUUUAACCACCUAUAACUACGAUUACAAUCUAGCAAAUCCAUCUCUAUUUCAUUAUAACCAUCCAUCAGAUGCAUGUAUUUCACAACACUUUUUACAAUAUCAUGUUCAACUUGGUCUUCGGAAUACUUUAUUAAUAUUUGAUAUCACGUUAGGUCCCUUAAAUAGCAUAAUACAAUUAUUUACUAAUACACAUUACGAAAAACCAUUGUUACCUGAUUAUGUAAGAGAAUUAUUAAGUGGUUGUUUAUUUAAAUCGUCUAGUAUGGAUAGUCCGCAGUCGAUUAGUCUUUAUUUAGAUACACCACUCAAUACAUCUUCAUCUUUUUUGGACUACUUCAAACUAUCGUUAGCAUUUGAUUUAGGAAACGUUCUAAAGGUUAAUCCAACAAGAAUAUUAUUAAGUGGAGUUCAAUCCUAUUUUGAUCAAAAAUCAGGAAAAUCUGUUACAAAAGUUAUUGCAUUGUUAUUACCAUCCGUCAAAUCUCUUGCUUCAGAUCCAACUGUACAAUCAUUAGCUCAAACAUUAAAAUCACAAGAGAUGAAUCCAUCAUCAUUCUUAUAUACUAAUACUAAAUGGUUAAAGUUAUUAAUGAAAGAUUUAACACUGCAAUCAAAGAAUAUCGGUGUAUCAGCAACAACGUCUGGUGAAUAA
Messenger RNA from Rotaria sp. Silwood1, 2370 nucleotides. The record is from the annotation of a GenBank genome assembly. Lineage: Eukaryota; Metazoa; Rotifera; Eurotatoria; Philodinida; Philodinidae.